GAGUCGCCGCCGAGCGAUGCCCGCCUCCCCGCCGGUCGCCGCUUCCCGGGGAGCGCUGGGCAGCGGCAUGACGGGGCGAGCUGAACAUUUCUAGCCGGGGCGGGGGGGGAAGCGGGGAGCGCGGCCGUCCUGUGCGAUGAACGGCGUUGCUGUAAGGAGCCGCGGGGUGACGACGGGGCAGGUACUGAGCCUCUUGCUUUUGUUCGGCGUUUCCGACUGGGUUUCCGCCGCGAUUCGCUAUGCGAUCCCCGAGGAGGCGCGGAGAGGCUCCACGGUGGGGAACGUGGUAGCCGACCUGGCGCUGGACCUCGGGCGGCUGCCGGGUCGCCGGUUGCGGGUGGUGUCCGGCGGCACCAAGAAGUACUUCGGGGUGGACUUGGCGAGCGGCGCACUGCUGGUGAGCGAGCGGAUAGACCGGGAGGAGCUCUGCGGCGCGCUCUCUCCCUGCUCCCUCAGCUUUGAGAUCGUGGUGGAAAACCCUCUAGAGCUGUACAGCGGCACCGUGGAGAUCCAGGACAUUAACGACAACGACCCGGUUUUUCCCAGCAGCCAGGCGAGGCUGGAAAUCAGCGAGUCGGUGGUGGCCGGAGCGCGCUUCCCGCUAGAGAGCGCGCAAGACCCCGAUGUGGGGAUUAACUCUUUGCAGACCUACCAGCUCAGUGCCAACCCGCACUUUGCACUCGACGUGCAGACGAGGGUGGAUGGCAGCAAGUACGCGGAGCUGGUGCUAGAGAAGGAGCUGGACAGGGAGGAGCAACGGGAGCUGCACUUGGUCUUGACUGCGCUGGAUGGAGGCAGCCCGCCACGGUCAGCCCAUGUGCAGAUCCACAUUGAUGUUGUGGACGCCAACGAUAAUGCCCCAGUCUUCAACCAGUCCACAUACAAGGCAAGUGUGAGGGAGAACACGCCCAGCGGUACCCUGGUCGCCAGGAUCAGUGCGUACGACCUGGAUGAUGGGCCCAAUGGAGACAUUGUCUAUUCCUUCAGCAGUCACACUCCCGCCAAAGUGCGAGAACUCUUUGCUCUGGACUCGGUCACAGGGGAGUUGAGGGUCAAAGGACAGCUGGACUAUGAGGAAACAAAGCUGUAUGAGAUUUACUUACAGGCUAAAGACAAGGGCGCUGUUCCUGGUGUAGCUCAUUGCAAAGUGCUGGUGGAAGUCAUGGAUGUGAACGACAACACUCCAGAAGUGACAGUGACUUCUGUGUACAGCCCUGUGCCUGAAGAUGCAGCCCCAGGGACAGUCGUAGCUCUGCUGAGUGUAACAGACUUGGACUCCCAUGACAACGGUCUGGUGAACUGCCUCAUUUCCCCUGGGAUCCCAUUCAUGCUCAGCUCCUCCCUCAAAAAUUACUACACGUUGAAAACAAAAGCAGCUUUGGACCGGGAAAAGGCAUCAGAGUAUAACAUCACUAUCACAGCCAGGGACUCGGGCUCACCACCCUUGUCUGCAGUAAAACAGAUCCUGGUGCAGGUGUCAGAUGUCAACGACAAUGCACCCAAGUCUUCCCAGGACUCCUAUGAUGUGUAUGUGCUGGAGAACAACAUGCCUGGCAUCCCUGUCCUUAAUGUGAGCGCCACAGACCCAGACCUUGGGCGCAAUGCCCAUCUCUCCUAUACCCUCUUGCAGGGUGACACCACUGUAGGCCACCUCUUCUCCAUCAACCGGGACAAUGGCACCCUCUACCUGCUCACCUCCCUGGACCACGAGGACCAGGUGGAGUUCAACAUGAUGGUGCAGGUCCAGGAUGGUGGCUCUCCGCCUCUGGUCACCAAUGUCUCAGUCAGUGUGUUUGUCACUGACCUCAAUGACAAUGCCCCAACUGUGCUGUACCCUCUCCCUAACACCACUGCCACCUAUACCGAUGUGGUGGCACCAGGCACUCCUGCUGGGCACAUGGUCACCAAGGUAGUGGCAGUGGACGCGGAUGCAGGGUACAAUGCCUGGAUCUCCUAUACCCUGUUGCAGGCUACUGACCCCAGCCUCUUCUUAGUUGGGCUGCACAGCGGGGAGAUCUUCACGGCUCGCCAGCUCCGGGAGGAUGAUGCUCCCCAGCAUGCAUUAGUCAUCCUGCUGAAAGACCAUGGGGAGCCUGUUCUGUCUGCCACUGCCACUGUCUCCAUCUCUGUGGCCGAGAUGGUCAAGGAGGUGUUCACUGACCUCUCUGAUGUGGCACCUGCCAAUGACCCCAGGAGGCAUGUGACUUUCUAUCUCAUCCUGGCUGUGAUUUUGGUGUCAGGAGCUUUCUUCAUCACCAUGUUGUCAGUGGGCAUCUUCAAGUGCUACAAAUGGAGGCAGUCAAAGGAGCUGUUCAACAGCUCCAGGAACACCCUGUACAGGACACCAGGGCCCUUCCACCACAUUGAUGCUGUGCGGGGCGGCUUCACGCCACCCAACUUCUACCACCAGGUCUAUCUUACCACAGACUCUCGCCAGAGUGAUCUCCUGUGUAAAAAGCCCUUCACUUCCAGCCCUCUGGGCAGUCGACAGAGCACCAUGAGGAGUGGUGAGCCAGGGCUGUACCACCAGAUUGUGGGCACCGCCAGCCGGCUCCCCACACCUGCCGAGCAAGCUCAGCCUAACACAGACUGGCGUUUCUCUCAGACCCAGAGACCUGGAACAAGUGGCUCCCAAAAUGGAGAGGAAGGUGGAGCCUGGCCGAACAACCAGUUUGACACGGAGAUGCUCCAAGCCAUGAUCCUGGCUUCAGCAAAUGAAGCUGCUGAUGGCAACUCAACCCUGGGUGGCGGGACAGGCACCAUGGGGCUGAGCGCCCGCUAUGGCCCCCAGUUCACCCUGCAGCACGUCCCCGAUUACCGGCAGAAUGUCUACAUCCCGGGCAGCACAGCCACCCUCACCAACGCCGCUGGCAAGCGCGAUGCCAAGAAUUCUGGCUCCUCAGGAGGCAACAAGAAGAAAUCCGGGAAGAAGGAAAAGAAGUAGAGAAGAAAAAGGAGACCUUAGAGCUACAGGGCAGCCGGCUCCAGCACUCCCCCAAACCACAGCCCAGGCUGGAGGAUGAAUGUGAAUUAUUUGUGAUACAAAAAGUAGGAAAUGCUGCGAAUGUAUCUCAUCAUCAUCAGAGCUAGGAGCAGGGUCUCGCUGCUGUUAGAUCUCGUGAUGAAAAUGAAUCCGGAAGCUAAACUGAAUGCAAACAAGUGCCCUGUGAAUACUUGCUAAUGUUUUAUACAAUCCCUUGGGUAUUAGAAUAUGCAAGGGCAGAAGGUCUUCUGCCAAGUCUUUGGAUCCGAUUUUCUCCCAGGUAGUCUGAGAAAAGCACAAGGCUUGUGCUUGGCUUUGCCCUGUGUAAAUAAUUUAAAUGUGGAACUUUUAAUUUAUAGACCUUUGAUCAUUUUUUGGAAAGGAAAAUGAAGUUCCUAGCUUAGAGCCCAUGCUCCAAAUCUUUGCUCUUAAACUUUCCAUUAGUAAAAUUCACCCCCAGUUAAUGAUAGUGAUGGAUUUAUUGCUGAGAAGUUGGUAGGGAGUGCUUCAGUUCCUGCUUACCUGUUACCCGGAAGAAAAAUACUUAAGUGUUUAUAUUGCAUGAGUCAAAGGGAAUAUGGCAAAGCUGCAUCCUAAACAUUUUUUUUUAAGUGCAACCACUGAUGGCCUGAAAUAUGAGACAAAAAAAGCGCCAACCUCCUGAUGUCUGAGAGAUACAGAAUUCAAUAAAAGGAGCAUGCCGAGGCGUGCGGCAGCUGCCCCAGCAGUUCUAGGGGUCUCCCAAGAGCAGACACAUCUCAUUCCUUCUUUGCAGUAAAUAUUUAUAUGUACAGUCAAUGUUCUUCUGGAAUUAAAGCUAAGAGAGUCUCACUCCCCUGCGUCCAGUCAGCUGUCUGGCCAAGUCCCUGCCAAGGGGACCAGGGGAUGAUGCUUCACGUUUCUGCACACCGUGUCUGCAUGCACAUCCUUCACCUUGCACCUUCACUAGCACAGUUAGCUCCACGGACCCAGAGAAGUCCUCGCAUGCCUACACAGCAUGGUGGGAAUGCGCCAGCAGCUACCCGAGCCGCCGCGCUGGGGCUGCUUUUGGCAGGGGGGAGGGAUUGGUCAAGCAGGAUGGGGAAACUCAUUGCUUCUUAUUUGUGGUGUAGACCCAAGUAAGGCCCAAAAGGUUGAGAUUUGUGGUGCUGCUGGUGCAUGGCUUUGGUGCAGAGUUGGUGACUGAGUAAGUGACACUUGGGUUGGUGGUGUUUGGGGACCAGACCUGGAGAAGGCACUUGAGAGCUGGAAUUGAGCAUGGGGUGAUGCUGCAAAGCCAGAGAGCCCAGGCAUCAGAGAGGCCCUUGUAUGGGACCAUGCUGGGCCAGCCUGGAGGAAGUGAUGCUCCCAUUGGCUUUGGGCUUUCCACCCCGCAGAGGGAAUCAAAGGAUGAGGAAUAGAGUUUCUCCACAUGCCCAUCACCCUUGCACCAGGCCAGCUUCCCAUAUCAAAGCAGCACAAAGCCCCCAGGGAGGCAGAGGGGCGCUUUGUGCAGCCAGAGUGAGGAGAGGGGCUGCGGGGUGGCCAAGAAGGGGCCACACCAGGUUUCCCAGGGAGUGUGUGUUGUUUUUUUCCCUUUUUAAUCACUAACAUGUAACUCACCCGAGCAGAUCCAGCCCUCUCAGCCAAGAUCUGUCAUGGGAACAGUCACCCCGCCACCACCCCCUCCCCAACCCCAGGGCAGCAGGAGCAUCCGCCGUGUUUAAUCUGGAUCUGGCCACCUCCGGCGCUGGCUGCACUGGGAGCAGUUCCCACCCUGUCCCCCGCAGCUGCCACCUGCCCCCCUCUAGAAAUGCUGUAGCUGAAUUGUAGUCUUUAUAUUUCUUUUAAAUCUGCAAUCUGAGGUAGCAUAGUGAGUGUUGUGUAUUUAGUGGCGUGUUAUUUUUAAUCUUGGUGACUAACUUGUGAACACCAGUAUUUUCAAUUUUCUCUGUAUCUUAUUUCCAUGUGGUCUGUGCUCUGAGUGUACGUGAAAUGAAACACGUUUGCCCUUUCAAUGUGUCUAAUAUUGAAUUAUACUUAUAUAUUAUAUAUAUGCUUAUAUCCUUCUUAUACCCAUAUAGACCAAUGUCAAUGUGUUACACGCAAGUUUUAUACUCUAAUAUUUAUAUUGCUUUUUUUCUUUGGGGAAAAAAAAUAAUAAAAUGGUUUCUUCUGAAUAAA
Molecule: messenger RNA, 5146 nt
Organism: Athene cunicularia (burrowing owl)
Lineage: Eukaryota; Metazoa; Chordata; Aves; Strigiformes; Strigidae
Gene: PCDHGC3
Product: protocadherin gamma subfamily C, 3
Exons: 4
Coding region: 137-2944 (935 amino acids)
Biological process (GO): homophilic cell-cell adhesion
Cellular component (GO): plasma membrane
Molecular function (GO): calcium ion binding
Source: RefSeq, a predicted model, not a curated record